Molecule: messenger RNA, 1515 nt
Organism: Adineta ricciae
Lineage: Eukaryota; Metazoa; Rotifera; Eurotatoria; Adinetida; Adinetidae
Source: the annotation of a GenBank genome assembly
AUGCAAUCAAUGUCUUGNGAUGUUUCCAUUACAACUGAACCAGAUAAUGACACGAAAAAAGACCGAAGCCCGAGACGUUCACGCAGUCCAGCCCAAUAUCAAGAUCGUGUUGCACCGACAACCACAACGAUUUCCCAAUCGGGUAACAUUGUUCAUACAACAAUAUCUUCAAUUCGUAUGACAAGUAAUACUCAGCCUAAAGUUGAUCAUCAACGCACACAUUCGAAAGAACGUGAAACUUCUGUAACACCACAACAAAAACAAUCGACUAAUCAUCGUAGUCAUUCACGUGAAAGUCAACGUAAGGCAUCGUAUAGUAAACAACAAGGAAAUAAGAUUAGUAGAGAAUAUCCCAAAAUGAUGAUGCCCUAUGUUCCCAAUGCUCCCAAUCCUGGCAAUCUUUGGCAACAGCAACGACCUGCUCAACCUUACUUCAGCAACCCUCUGUUACAACAGCAACGAUCGAAUUUGUUCAUGACUCCAUCCUUUGUUCCACAACAAAACCCAAUCUAUCGACAACCCUUCUACUAUGGACAACAGCCAUCUGCUCAUGUUGUUUACCAGCAACCACAACAACAACCUCCCUACCCUCCACUAUCCGUAUCAACUGUCGGCAAAGCCAAAUUACACUCUACCCAUAACUAUGCCACGUCAUCUCGAUCUGCAUCAAAUACUAUGGGACUUCCACCAUCAUUUCGUACAUUUCAUUCCAACCAACAACAGCAUGCCACCCUGCGUCCAACGUACCCACCACAAGUUCCCUUCCCCUUCAACUCACCAUGGCCGAACAUGCCCAACAUGCCCAACCAACCUAUGGCCAGCAUGAUGCCAAACAACAACAUUUAUGCCGAUCAAAAACGAGGCGCGAGAGAUCGUGCGCGAAGUGUUGACACAGGUGGUCGACAUAAUCCAGCCAUGCGUGUACCUAACAUGUUCCAACAGCAGCUGGUACCAGCACCACAGCCUCAACAACAGCAACCACCUGUUCCUGUGAUGGAACCCAAAGUUCACCAUCAUCAUCACCAUCAUCAUCACCGUCACCGUUCUCAUCAUACUGGCCAGUCAGUAUCAAGUAAUAAAGAGCAAAGUGUUGUAUCGAAAGAACAACCACCUGUCGGCACCGGCGAGAAAUUAACUGUUCGUCAACUCAAUGAGAUUUUUAUGCAAAUGGAUCCAUCAGGUCGCUUACCCUAUACUUCAAUACCCGCUGUUUUACAGCGAUUUGGUAUCACAUUAACAGAAAAUGAUGUUACUUCCGCUGGAAAAGAGCUUGGAUACAAUUUGAAUGAGGCAUUAUCUGCUCGACGUCUUGUUCAUAUCUUAGUUAAAUUAGGUAAAAUAACUAAAUCCAAUCAACAGCAGCAACAACAACAGCAGCAGCAGCAGCAGCAGCAACGUCCACCUGUAUCGCCAUCGAUGUUACCUGAAGAUCGUGAAGUGACUGAUAUAAUGACCCAACGAAAAGCAAAAGCUGCUCAUUCGGAAUCAUCAACACAACCUAAUCAAUGGAAUUAG